UUUUUUUAAUUUCUUCCCAAUGGAUCUUGAAAUGAACUUCAGUCUUUCUUUCUUUUUCUUGGCCUUGAUUCCAAUGGCGGUUGCUGCAUUCCUGGUACAUUUCAAGGGGUAUGAGAGCAGAAGCAAGAAGAAGCUACCACCUGGAGAAAUGGGGCUUCCCUGGAUAGGCGAAACGAUAGAUUUCUACAAGGCUCAAAAGAAGAACAAGCUGUUUGAGGAGUUUGUUCAACCGAGGAUACACAAGUACGGCAAAACAUUCAAAACGAGGAUCAUGGGGUCACCAACGGUGUUGGUGAACGGAGCAGAGGCAAACAAGUUUUUUCUGUCCAAUGAAUUCAAGCUGGUUGUGAGCUCAUGGCCUUCGUCGUCAGUUCAGCUGAUGGGGAAGAAUUCCAUCAUGGAGAAACAGGGCGAAGCACACCGGUUCAUUCGGGGGAUUGUAGCCUCUAGCCUUGGCUGUUUAGGCCUGGAGACAAUGGUGCCUAAAAUAUGCAAAACUGUUCAGAUGCAUCUACACAAUAACUGGCAGGGGAAACAGAUAAUCAGCCUCUUUCACCUCACAAAAAUGUUGACUUUCAAUAUUGUGUUUGAAUGCUUGUUAGGCAUUGAUGUGAAACCAGGGCUUUUAGACACAUUCGAGAGAGUCCUGGAAGGUGUGUUUGCUCCCCCAAUCGCGUUUCCUGGCUCCAAGUUUUCAAGGGCCAAAGGAGCAAGAUUAGAGAUAGAGAAGAUGCUGAUCAAUGUUGUGAGAAAAAAGAAGGAAGAAAUUGACGUUCAUGGAGAAAAAGAAGAAGAAACACUACUUUCCAGAUUAGUAACAGCUAUGAUAAACGGGGAGAUAAGUGAGGAAGAGGUGGUUGACAACAUAGUUCUGCUAGUUUUCGCAGCACAUGAUACUACUACUUUUGCUAUAGCCAUGACAUUCAGAAUGUUGGCUCAACAUCCAAACGCCUAUUCUCUUCUCCUUCAAGAACAUGAAAGUAUCUUAAGCAAUAAAAGACCAGAUGAUGAACUCUUAUCAUUGGAAGACACAAAGAAUAUGAAAUAUACCUGGCAGGUUGCUCGCGAAAGCAUGAGGCUGUUCCCUCCAAUAUUUGGCUCUUUCAGAAAGGCAACUGCAGAUAUUGAAUAUGAAGGGUUUACCAUUCCUAGAGGCUGGAAGGUACUAUGGACCACAUAUGGAACACAUUACGAUGCAGAGCACUUUCAAGACCCUCUGAAGUUUGAUCCAAGUAGGUUUGAGGAGCCAAUUCAAGUUCAACCUUAUGCAUAUAUACCAUUUGGGGGAGGGCCAAGGUUGUGUGCAGGCUACCAACUGGCAAAGCUAAAUAUACUAAUUUUUGUGCAUUAUGUGGUAACCCAAUACAACUGGUCCUUGAUAAAUCCCGAUGAGCCUAUUACCAUGGAUCCCCUUCCAUUCCCUUCCCAAGGAAUGAAUAUCAAAAUUUCCCCCAAAUUGAAAUAAAUCAUGGAUUUUGUAUGUUA
Molecule: messenger RNA, 1485 nt
Organism: Ipomoea triloba (trilobed morning glory)
Lineage: Eukaryota; Viridiplantae; Streptophyta; Magnoliopsida; Solanales; Convolvulaceae
Product: taxadiene 5-alpha hydroxylase
Exons: 3
Coding region: 20-1465 (481 amino acids)
Biological process (GO): sterol metabolic process
Molecular function (GO): oxidoreductase activity, acting on paired donors, with incorporation or reduction of molecular oxygen; iron ion binding; monooxygenase activity
Source: RefSeq, a predicted model, not a curated record